This is a messenger RNA of Trifolium pratense (red clover), 1024 nucleotides long. Its product is annotated as ubiquinone biosynthesis protein COQ4 homolog, mitochondrial-like. The coding region runs from base 188 to 862 and encodes 224 amino acids. The transcript has 2 exons. The record is from RefSeq and is a predicted model, not a curated record. NCBI's taxonomy places the organism in Eukaryota, Viridiplantae, Streptophyta, Magnoliopsida, Fabales, Fabaceae. Gene Ontology annotation, biological process: ubiquinone biosynthetic process. Gene Ontology annotation, cellular component: mitochondrial inner membrane.
AUAAGCCCUCCGUCUCAACCACCCGCCCUCCGUCUCAACCACCGGCCCUCCGUAUUGGUUCGAAAAUUUCUCACUCUCCCUUCCCCUUAAAUUGUUUCUUGUCUUAAUCUACUAAUAAAAUAAAAAUGGAUUCAAUGAAUGAUAUUAACAUGAUUAUGUUAUAUUCAGAUUUGUCAAAUUAGUUGGAAUGGUGGGCGGAGGUAUAAUCAAGCUGAAGACAUGGCAGCAGGCGGCGGUGGCAUUGGGUUCGGCAGUUGGAGCACUUUUGGAUCCACGGAGAGCUGAUUUGAUAGCUGCUCUUGGUGAAACAACUGGAAAACCUGCGUUUGAAAGAGUUCUUCAAAGGAUGAAAUCUUCCCCUGAAGGAAGGGCUGUACUGUUGGAGCGCCCUCGCGUUGUAUCUGCAAAUGUAGGACAUGCUUGGGACCUGCCAGAAAAUACAUUCGGUGCUGCCUAUGCUAAAUUUAUGGGAUCCAGGAACUUUUCCCCAGAUGAUCGACCUCCUGUGCGGUUCAUGGAUACUGAUGAACUAGCCUAUGUUGCUAUGCGAGCUCGUGAAGUCCAUGACUUCUGGCAUACUCUUUUUGGCCUUCCUACUAACUUGAUUGGGGAGUCAGCUCUGAAGGUAAUCGAGUUUGAACAGAUGUAUCUUCCUAUGUGCCUGUUGUCUGUUGUAGGGGGCACUGCAAGAUUCAGCGAAAAACAGAGAAAAUUGUUUUAUCAGCACUACUUCCCCUGGGCUGUUCGCGCUGGCACACAGUGCACUGAUCUCAUGUGUGUAUAUUAUGAGCAGCAUUUUCAUGAAGAUUUGGAAGAUGUUCGCAGAAAACUGGGAAUUGUUCCUGUUCCUGCUGUUCCUUAACGGAAUGCUUUCAGAGCUGAUGAGUUGUAUUUAUUUUUCUGGUUUAGCUAGUGGUAGAAUAGUAUUACAAUAGAAAUUUGGAAUACUAGUAUUUUGUUUUAAGGUUUACAAUUUUGAUUUUGAAAUAGAAAGAAAGUUUAUGGUGCUGAUCAAUAGCUAUAA